AUGUCUAAGGGACCUGCAGUCGGUGUUGACCUUGGCACCACCUACUCCUGUGUGGGCGUCUUCCAGCACGGGAAGGUGGAGAUAAUUGCCAAUGACCAGGGUAACCGAACCACACCGAGCUAUGUGGCUUUUACUGACACGGAACGAUUGAUUGGGGAUGCUGCGAAGAAUCAGGUUGCGAUGAACCCCACCAAUACAGUUUUUGAUGCCAAACGUCUGAUCGGACGUAGGUUUGAUGAUGCUGUUGUACAGUCUGACAUGAAGCACUGGCCCUUCAUGGUGGUGAACGGUGCAGGCAGGCCCAAGGUCCAAGUAGAGUACAAAGGAGAGACAAAAAGCUUCUACCCAGAGGAGGUGUCCUCUAUGGUUCUGACUAAGAUGAAGGAGAUUGCAGAAGCUUAUCUGGGGAAGACGGUUACCAGUGCUGUGGUCACAGUGCCAGCCUACUUCAAUGACUCUCAGCGCCAGGCAACAAAAGAUGCUGGAACUAUUGCUGGCCUCAAUGUGCUUCGAAUUAUCAACGAGCCGACUGCUGCUGCUAUUGCCUAUGGGCUAGAUAAGAAGGUUGGAGCUGAAAGGAAUGUGCUGAUCUUUGACUUGGGAGGUGGCACAAUUGAGGAUGGAAUUUUUGAAGUCAAAUCAACAGCUGGAGACACCCACUUGGGUGGAGAAGACUUUGACAACAGGAUGGUCAACCAUUUCAUUGCUGAGUUUAAACGAAAGCACAAGAAGGACAUCAGUGAGAACAAGAGAGCUGUCAGGCGCCUGCGUACUGCCUGUGAACGGGCAAAGCGCACCCUCUCCUCCAGCACCCAGGCCAGUAUUGAGAUUGAUUCUCUCUAUGAGGGAAUCGACUUCUAUACCUCCAUUACUCGUGCUCGAUUUGAAGAAUUAAAUGCUGACCUGUUCCGGGGCACUCUGGACCCUGUAGAAAAGGCCCUUCGAGAUGCCAAACUAGACAAGUCUCAGAUCCAUGAUCUUGUCCUGGUGGGUGGUUCUACCAGAAUCCCCAAGAUUCAGAAGCUUCUGCAGGACUUCUUCAAUGGAAAAGAGCUGAACAAGAGCAUCAACCCUGAUGAAGCUGUUGCUUAUGGUGCAGCUGUCCAGGCAGCCAUUCUAUCUGGAGACAAGUCUGAGAAUGUUCAGGAUUUGCUGCUCUUGGAUGUCACUCCUCUUUCCCUUGGUAUUGAAACUGCUGGUGGAGUCAUGAAUGUCCUCAUCAAGCGCAAUACCACCAUCCCUACCAAGCAGACCCAGACUUUCACCACCUACUCUGAUAACCAGCCGGGUGUGCUCAUUCAGGUGUAUGAAGGUGAACGAGCCAUGACCAAGGAUAACAACCUGCUUGGAAAGUUUGAACUUAAAGGCAUCCCUCCAGCACCCCGUGGUGUUCCCCAGAUUGAAGUCACUUUUGACAUCGAUGCCAAUGGCAUCCUCAAUGUUUCUGCUGUAGAUAAGAGCACAGGCAAGGAGAACAAGAUCACCAUCACCAAUGACAAGGGCCACUUGAGCAAGGAGGAUAUUGAGCGCAUGAUCCAGGAAGCUGAGAAAUACAAAGCUGAAGAUGAAAAGCAGAGAGAUAAGGUUUCCUCCAAGAAUUCCCUGGAGUCUUAUGCUUUCAACAUGAAGGCAACAGUUGAAGAUGAGAAACUUCAAGGAAAAAUCAAUGAUGAAGACAAGCAGAAGAUCCUAGACAAGUGCAAAGAGAUCAUCAGUUGGCUGGAUAAGAAUCAGACUGCAGAGAAGGAAGAAUAUGAACACCAGCAGAAGGAACUGGAGAAAGUCUGCAACCCCAUUAUUACCAAGCUGUACCAGACUGCUGGUGGGAUGCCUGGAGGAAUGCCUGGCGGCUUCCCUGGUGGAGGAGCUCCUCCAUCUGGUGGUGCUUCUUCAGGGCCCACCAUUGAAGAGGUGGAUUAAGUCAGUCCAAGUAGACAUGUAGCAUUUGUUCCACAGGGAAACAUUUGAAGGACCCAAAUUUAGCAAGUUUCAUGGCAGUUUCAAAUUCAAACUGCUACAAUAAAUUUACUGGGCAUUCUCAA
This is a messenger RNA of Arvicola amphibius (Eurasian water vole), 2042 nucleotides long. Its product is annotated as heat shock cognate 71 kDa protein-like. The transcript has 2 exons. Gene Ontology annotation, biological process: cellular response to unfolded protein; vesicle-mediated transport; protein refolding. Gene Ontology annotation, molecular function: heat shock protein binding; ATP binding; misfolded protein binding. Gene Ontology annotation, cellular component: nucleus; cytosol; cytoplasm. Lineage: Eukaryota; Metazoa; Chordata; Mammalia; Rodentia; Cricetidae. The coding region runs from base 1 to 1920 and encodes 639 amino acids. The record is from RefSeq and is a predicted model, not a curated record.